AUGUCGAUCGACAAGACUUGGAUUAAUAAUUCAAAUAAAUUUUCUAAUGAGUAUGUUGUUGGAGCGUUUGCAUUUGUUGAGAGAGCUCAACAAUUUGUGGAUACAAGGGGACUAGGGAAGUGUCCUUGUAACAAGUGUCUUAAUAUCAAAUUGCAAACGAUUGGUGUGCUAGAAAGUCAUCUUUUUUAUAAUGGUUUUCUACGAAGUUAUACAAAUUGGUACUGGCAUGGAGAGGAGGAAAUAAUAUCGACCAAUAGAGUGGUCCACCAACGUCACGAGGACGAGAUGAUGGAUGUUCUUAAUGAUAUAGCACAACCUAACAAUUGUGAAGAUGAUGAGAAUGAGGUUGAUGAUGAGAUACCACCAGCAUCAGAAUGCAGAGAUGCAUUCCCAUCUCCAAAUAAGAUACCAAAGUCACAUUAUGCGGCGAAGAGGUUGAUGAGGAAAUUGGGUUUGGGUUACGAGUCAAUCCAUGUUUGUAAGCAUGAUUGUGCAUUGUUUUGGAAGGAAAAUGCAGGAAAACACAAGUGUCCAAUUUGUGGGGAGGAUCGUUGGGUGGAUAAAAAUACCAAGGGGAAGAAAGUGCCCCAAAAAGUUAUGUGUUAUUUUCCAUUGACCCCUCAGUUGAUGCAAAAAUACGCGUCAAGGCACAUUUCUCAACAUAUGAGAUGGCAUCAUGAAGGGCGUGUUAAAGAAGAUGGUAUCAUGCGUCAUCCUGCAGAUGGGAAAGCAUGGAAGGAUUUUGACCGUAGCAAUCCAGCAUUUGCAAUGGAACCUAGGAAUGUGCGCCUUGGAUUGGCUGCUGAUGGAUUCAAUCCUUUUGGAAAUAUGAGUUUGUCUUAUAGCAUGUGGCUUGUUGUGUUAACGACUUACAACUUGCAACCGUGGUUAUGCAUGAAAGAGACUAACUUUAUGUUGACUUUAUUAAUUCCUGGUCCACAUUCACCUGGAAAAGAUUUUGAUGUUUUUUUAAGGCCAUUGGUUGAUGAGUUGAAGGAAUUAUGGGUGAACGGUGUUCGGACUCGGGAUGUUGUUGAUGGUAGUUUUUUUAAGCUUCGAGCAGCUUUAUUGUGGAGUAUAAAUGAUUUUCCAGCGAGGAGUAGUCUUUCUGGAUGGAGUGGUCAAGGUUACACUGCUUGUCCUACUUGCAAUGUAUCAACACCAUCCGUUCGUUUGCAAAAUAAAGUUUCAUUUUACGGUCACAGACAUUUUUUACCAAUGGGACACCAAAUUAGAAAAAAGAAGAAGUUAUAUGGUUCAGUUGAGAAAAGACCACCUCCAGAGGAAUUUAGCACUGAAACUAUUUUCACACAAAUGAAUUUUAUGCCUGAAUCUCUUCCUGGUAAGCAUGUUAGCUACGGUGGACAAAAAAGGAAACGCACAAAAGAGCAAGUUGGUUGGCAUAAAAAAAAGCAUUUUCUUUGA
Humulus lupulus (European hop) is the source of this 1425-nucleotide messenger RNA. RefSeq lists its product as uncharacterized. The transcript has 2 exons. NCBI's taxonomy places the organism in Eukaryota, Viridiplantae, Streptophyta, Magnoliopsida, Rosales, Cannabaceae. The record is from RefSeq and is a predicted model, not a curated record. The coding region runs from base 1 to 1425 and encodes 474 amino acids.